Diachasma alloeum is the source of this 1216-nucleotide messenger RNA. RefSeq names its product protein dj-1beta. Gene Ontology annotation, molecular function: protein deglycase activity. NCBI's taxonomy places the organism in Eukaryota, Metazoa, Arthropoda, Insecta, Hymenoptera, Braconidae. Gene Ontology annotation, biological process: guanine deglycation, glyoxal removal; protein deglycation, glyoxal removal. Gene Ontology annotation, cellular component: nucleus; cytosol. The transcript is spliced from 4 exons. The coding region runs from base 352 to 1023 and encodes 223 amino acids. The record is from RefSeq and is a predicted model, not a curated record.
AUUGACAAUGAAACUCAGCAAUAUUUGUUAUCAAUCCUGACCCUCGGCAAUGAAGUUAUCUUAAAAAACCAUCAUCAAAUGAUGUUAUCAAUCAGAAAAGCACAGAAGUAAUGCAUUUUUUCUCACAUCCUUCGGAGUAUCUUGAUCAUAAAUGGUGUACGCCAGCUUGACAGGAGUAUUCCUAAGAGCAGUGGUGCUGAUGAGCCUCAGGCCAAUCAGUCUAGAAGGCAGAAUAACGUUGCCAGCCAUCCGCUCAAUAAAUUUGUACAGCUGAAACAAAACUAUAUCUCCCGAAUAAUUACGCAGUUACGCGAGAGGUUAGGGAAUCAUAUUGCGACUAAAUUGGCCUGAAUGCUCUUGAAGAUCAUUCGAUAUUCUCUCUCGAGUGCUAUUGGACGAGAUCUAGGGGUUAAAAAAUCGGUUGAACUUGGUGGAGUCAGAUUAUUUGUCACAGAGAUGAGUAAAAAGGCGAUUUUGCUGAUGGGGGAUGGAGCUGAGGAGAUGGAGGCUGUCAUAACUGCUGAUGUACUCAGGAGAGCUGGGGUUGCUGUUACUAUUGCUAGUAUCACUGGGAGGGAGUGUGUCAAGUGCUCCAAAAAUACGAAAAUCUGUGCUGAUGCUCUACUGGGGGAUGUCGUGCCGGCUAAUACUUAUGAUGUCGUUAUUCUACCUGGGGGACUUGGAGGAUCUGAGGCACUUUCUCAGUCAAAAGAAGUGGGAGAGUUAUUGAAGACCCAGGAGCAGGCUGGAAGGAUUAUUGCAGCAAUAUGUGCAGCUCCAACAGCUCUGAAGGCACAUGGAAUUGGUCUCGGGAAAAAGAUCACUUCUUACCCAGGAAAAAAGGACCAAUUAGUUGGGGAUUAUAAUUACCUCGAGGAAACCGUUGUUGUCGAUGGUAAGUUGAUCACCAGCAGAGGACCAGCCACUACAUUUGCAUUUGCACUGACCAUUGUCUCCGAACUACUUGGAAAAGAGGCUGCCCUGCCAAUUGCCAAGGCAAUGCUCUACAACGAUUUCAAAUAAAGGAGAAGAAUGGAAUAAAAAAAAUCCAGUAGCCAACUGACGAAACAGAAUAUCAGCAGAAAAUCCACAGUGCAAAGCUGUUUCAUCACUUCACCGCUGGAUUCCCAAUUGUUUCCCAUAAACUGUAGUUAUUUUCACCGAAAAAAACAAGAGUAGUUUUUCAACCAACAUAAUCCAUAUUAAAAUUAUCGAA